Molecule: messenger RNA, 1057 nt
Organism: Filobasidium floriforme
Lineage: Eukaryota; Fungi; Basidiomycota; Tremellomycetes; Filobasidiales; Filobasidiaceae
Product: putative uracil phosphoribosyltransferase 1
Exons: 10
Coding region: 84-803 (239 amino acids)
Source: RefSeq, a predicted model, not a curated record
UGACUUACUUCUGCUACCCUGCCAUAGUCUAGCACGACCGAAUCAUAUAGACACAUACCCACUCAGAAGCAUAGAAGGUCAUCAUGUCCAAUCAGCAACAGCAACAACAAGCCACCACCACCCUCCCGGCCUCGAGCAUGAGCCGAUCAAACCCUUCCUGUGGAAACCUGCCUACCAACGCUCUCGUCCUCCCCGCUACCGCACAACUCCAAGCUCUGUUGACCAUCAUCCGGGAUGUAAAGACUCAGCGUGGAGAAUUCGUCUUCACGUCGGACAGGAUCAUCCGAUUGCUUGUCGAAGAAGGUCUGAACCACCUGCCCGUCGUAUCGCACACGGUCACCACACCAUUGGGAAUCGAGUACCAAGGAGUCAGCUUCCAGGGCAAGAUCUGUGGGGUGUCGAUCAUGCGUGCAGGAGAGGCUAUGGAAGCGGGUUUGCGGGAAUGUGCACGAUCAGUACGGAUAGGUAAAAUUCUCAUUCAACGGGACGAAGCCACGGCCAAGCCCAAGCUCUUUUACGCCAAGUUACCGGAGGAUAUCGAUACCCGAUACUGUCUCCUCCUCGAUCCUAUGCUCGCUACCGGCGGGUCGGCCAUGCAAGCUAUCGACGUCCUAUUGAGUCACGGGGUACAGGAAGAGAAAAUCUUGUUCUUGAACCUGAUCUCGUCCCCAGAGGGAUUGAAGAACGUCUGUGAAAAGUACCCCAAGCUCAAGAUCAUCACCGCCUGGGUAGACGAAGGUCUGGAUAAAGAUUCGUUCAUCGUCCCUGGACUCGGAGAUUUCGGUGACCGAUACUUCCUCUGAGUGGGAGUACGGAAUCGGAACUAGAAUCGCUGUGCGAAUGACAUCGACAUGACCGAAGAUGAUUGGUAUCGUUGAACGAAAAAAUACGAAAAGUGAUGAAAAGUGAAAGGGAAAGUAGAUCGGGCCGGACCGUACGGGGACCGAAAUCUUGAGAGAAACGACGACUCUGCACGCGAUGACUUCAUCGUCGAUUUGUACCGUCGAAAUAUCAUCAGCUAGAGCCACAAGGUGUCCCGAAGUCGUUCCGCCGAGAG